AUGAUCCCUCCACAGGAGGCCUCCGCCCGACGGCGGGAGAUCGAGGACAAGCUGAAACAGGAGGAGGAGACGCUCUCGUUCAUCAAAGACAGCCUGGACAAGAGUGACCAGCUGACCAAGAACAUGGUGUCUAUCCUGUCGUCCUUCGAGAGCCGUCUCAUGAAGCUGGAGAACUCCAUCAUCCCUGUGCACAAGCAGACGGAGAAUCUGCAACGGCUCCAGGAGAAUGUUGAGAAGACCCUGUCCUGCCUGGACCACGUCAUCAGUUACUACCACGUGGCCAGUGACACCAAGAAGAUCAUCAGGGAGGGCCCCACAGGUAGGCUGGAGGAGUACCUGGGAAGCAUGGCCAAGGUUCAGAAGGCUGUGGAGUAUUUCCAGGACAAUAGUCCAGACAGCCCAGAGCUCAACAAAGUGAAGCUCCUGUUUGAGCGGGGGAAGGAGUCGCUGGAGUCCGAGUUCCGCAGCCUGAUGACCCGGCACAGUAAGGUCGUCUCCCCCGUGCUCAUCCUGGACCUGAUCAGCGGCGAGGAUGAACUGGAGGUGCAGGAGGAGGUGUCCCUGGAACACCUCCCUGAGGGCGUCCUGCAGGAUGUGAUCCGCAUCUCCCGCUGGCUGGUGGAGUACGGCCACAACCAAGAUUUCAUGAAUGUCUAUUACCGGAUUCGCUCCAGCAUGCUUGACCGCUCCAUCAAGGGCCUGAAGGAACACUUCCGGAAGAACAGCUCUUCCUCUGGGGUCCCCUACUCCCCUGCGAUCCCCAACAAGAGGAAGGACACCCCAACAAAGAAGCCAGUCAAGCGGCCAGGGACGAUCCGGAAGGCUCAGAACCUUCUGAAACAGUAUUCCCAGCAUGGUCUAGAUGGGAAAAAGGGGGGCUCUAACCUCAUUCCUCUGGAAGGUCACGAGCACGAUUUCCGCGUUAAGCACCUGUCCGAGGCCCUGAACGACAAGCACGGGCCACUGGCCGGGAGAGACGACAUGCUAGAUGUGGAGACGGACGCCUACAUCCAUUGUAUCAGCGCCUUCGUGCGGCUGGCCCAGAGCGAGUACCAGCUGCUGACCGACAUCAUCCCAGAGCACCACCAGAAGAAGACCUUCAACUCGCUGAUUCAGGAUGCGCUGGAGGGACUGAUGCUGGAGGGUGAGAACAUCGGGGCCGCCGCCCGGAAGGCCAUCGGCCGGCACGAUUACUCAGCGGUGCUCACUGUCUUCCCCAUCCUGCGGCACCUCAAGCAGACCAAGCCUGAGUUUGACCAGGUGCUCCAGGGCACAGCCGUCAGCACCAAGAACAAGCUGCCCAGCCUCAUCAUCACCUUGGAGAACACCGGAGCCAAAGCCCUGGAGGACUUCGCCGACAACAUCAAGAACGAUCCGGACAAGGAGUACAACAUGCCGAAGGACGGGACGGUGCACGAGCUCACGAGCAAUGCCAUCCUCUUCCUGCAGCAGCUUCUGGACUUCCAGGAGACAGCAGGUGCCAUGCUGGCCUCCCAAGAGACCAGCUCUUCAGCCACCAGCUACAGCUCCGAGUUCAGCAAGCGGCUUCUGAGCACCUAUAUCUGUAAAGUCCUGGGCAACCUGCAGUUGAACUUGCUGAGCAAAUCCAAGGUGUAUGAGGACCCGGCUCUGAGCGCCAUCUUUCUGCACAACAACUACAACUACAUCCUCAAGUCUCUGGAGAAGUCUGAGCUGAUCCAGCUGGUGGCCGUGACCCAGAAGACUGCAGAGCGCUCCUAUCGCGAGCACAUUGAACAGCAGAUCCAGACCUACCAGCGCAGCUGGUUAAAGGUGACAGACUACAUCGCGGAGAAGAACCUCCCUGUGUUCCAGCCUGGAGUCAAGCUCCGGGACAAGGAGCGGCAGGUGAUCAAGGAGCGUUUCAAGGGCUUCAAUGACGGCCUGGAGGAGCUGUGUAAAAUCCAGAAGGCCUGGGCCAUUCCGGACACGGAGCAGAGGGACAAGAUCCGCCAGGCUCAGAAGCACAUCGUCAAGGAGACGUACGGGGCCUUCCUGCACAGGUACAGCAGCGUGCCCUUCACCAAGAACCCUGAGAAGUACAUCAAGUACCGCGUGGAUCAGGUGGGCGACAUGAUCGACCGCCUUUUUGACACCUCUGCCUGAGCCACCUGAUGCUGCCCAGGUCACCAGUGUAGAUGUGUUAUCGAACAAAUAAACCAGUGUUAACAGGCCUUGGCUGGCUGAGCGAGAAGUCCUUUGGGGCCGGGACCUCAGUUU
Molecule: messenger RNA, 2238 nt
Organism: Elephantulus edwardii (Cape elephant shrew)
Lineage: Eukaryota; Metazoa; Chordata; Mammalia; Macroscelidea; Macroscelididae
Gene: EXOC7
Product: exocyst complex component 7
Exons: 20
Coding region: 1-2124 (707 amino acids)
Biological process (GO): exocytosis
Cellular component (GO): exocyst
Molecular function (GO): phosphatidylinositol-4,5-bisphosphate binding
Source: RefSeq, a predicted model, not a curated record